AUGGUGGCUCCCGAUGUUGCUCUCGGGCCGGUCCUAUGGGAGUGCCUUGACUUGCCAGGAAAUGAUAAAUAUCUUGAUAAAGACAGUCCUUUGUCGAAAUGGCAACUCAACUCCCUCGAUCCAUUAUCUGCAGAUUAUGUAAGGACUCGGAGUGAGCGAGCCAGAGCACCAACACCCAUCGAGUAUAAUGAGCAUGUCUACGACUUGGUGGGUGUGAACGCUCAUCAUCAGUUAGUUUUACGAGACCAACGUGCUUUGCACAUGGACAUCCGUAUCGAAUGCUUCCCUGGCCGUGCUGCCGUGAUAGAUGGUGUGCAAUGGCAGGUCGACUAUCUCGAGGCCAUCGCAGAUCCGCUGGACUUCGCCGUACCGCCUCGGCUUAUUCUUCAUCUCAGAAGAUGGACACCAAAGGGUCAGAUUCACCAAUCGGUCAAUGAGCCAGACAAUCUCCGAGUGAUCUUCCCUGGCUCAAGGGGCGAGCAUACGCUUGGUCCAAUCAAGCACGGCAUUGUGCGUAUGCUUCCUUUGGCAUCUCGCCGACGAGUCCACAAGCCUUUGGCUCCAGGCAUGACGUUUGAGGCCCGUUUGCGUGGACGUGAGCUCUAUGGACCCUUUCAGAUCGAAGCCCAGAAAGAUGGCCAAUUGGUAGCUCGACACGUCUUGGACGGGUCCCGUGGCGUCAAGUUCACCGUCGAGCCCCAUGAGAUAGCGCCUUCAUACGUAAGGGUCAAUUGCCCCGAUUUUGGCGGUUGCUUCGAUAUCGACGCGUUUCUUUACUGUGAGGAUAAGCUUCGAUGUCGGGCUACAAGUGUCAAAGCCAUCAAAGCGAUGAGAUUAUCCACAAGCGAUCGCGAUCCCAUGUUUGGUACGCUACCACGAGGACCAUUACCACUUCUUACCAAUGGUUUGGACCAUCUUCUCAUCUUUGAGAAGUUCAUCCGGGAGUGCACAGUCCCUUCUCCAAAGACCCCUCAGCAACGCCGAUUGACAAUACUCAACCUGUCGAUGUGCGAUCAAGGCGACGCCAAGAUUGUAGUCGACGCGUUGGUUGACUUUCGAAAGCACAAUCCAGAUGCGAUGAUGUCUGCCGUGGUAUCGAAACUAGGACCUACGAUUUAUCAGGAUACACCAGCCUGCAGGGAGUAUGUCAAGCUUCUUGAGCGCAACCGAGUUCACAUCGAUAUGUUCACUGGCGUUGACGGUCCGACGCGCCAAGUCGUGCACGCCAAAGCGAUAGUCAUCGAUGACAGGACACUGUUCAGCACUGGUGCCAUUGUAGAUACCAAACCAAUUGAUAAGGCCGACUUUUCCAUCGAGCUUCCACCAACAGCAGCUAAAGUCUUCCAGAUCUACAUGCAAGAAGCAAUCCAUGAUGGCGUGGGUAACGAGCGUCGUGCUCAUCUUGGAUCACAGCUCGCUAGUCUGGGCGUCAUAAUAAACGACCCCAUCGCGAGUUUGGCCUACAUCAGUCGCGCGCAACAUACACUGCUACGCGGUGCUCGUCGCGAUCUACUUGUCAGCGUCUCCGAACUCGUUGAUCCUAAAAUCACCAAGCUGUUGGCGAGACGCGCUGCAAACGGUGUCACGGUAACGAUACAAGUCCGUGAAUUAGACGCGGUCUCAUCAAGAAUUCUUGCCCAAGCGACGCGACGCUACGGCGAGCGGCUGUCAGUGGAAGAUGUUAGCUGGUGGGAGCCGCGACCGCACUACAACGCGAUCAUUGCGGACGAUAGUCUCGCGUAUCUGGGCACGUCGUACUUCUGGCCAACGCAGAGAAAUAUGAUUCAUCAAGGGCGAUCGCUUGAAAAUGGGGUUUUGCUUGAAGGAGAGGCUGUCAAGGUUUUGAGGGAGCAACUGGAGGAAUUGCGCGAUCGCGCGUAUAAUUACAAGAAAAAAGGCGACAGCGAUCAAGCAUAG
Molecule: messenger RNA, 1917 nt
Organism: Fusarium tjaetaba
Lineage: Eukaryota; Fungi; Ascomycota; Sordariomycetes; Hypocreales; Nectriaceae
Product: long-chain-fatty-acid ligase
Exons: 2
Coding region: 1-1917 (638 amino acids)
Source: RefSeq, a predicted model, not a curated record